Messenger RNA from Oncorhynchus kisutch (coho salmon), 3727 nucleotides. Its product is annotated as zinc finger protein OZF-like. Gene Ontology annotation, biological process: regulation of gene expression. The record is from RefSeq and is a predicted model, not a curated record. NCBI's taxonomy places the organism in Eukaryota, Metazoa, Chordata, Actinopteri, Salmoniformes, Salmonidae. The transcript has 2 exons. The coding region runs from base 102 to 1388 and encodes 428 amino acids. Gene Ontology annotation, cellular component: nucleus.
CAAAUCCAGCCUGCCUCUCUCCUUCCACACUGAGUCCAAAUCUUCAGUCACUGGGUCCUGAUUGUGACAGUGGAGCCCAGUUUGCACUGCAGGAUCCAGAGAUGGCAUCAGUGAAGCUGGAAGACUGCAGUCAAACACUGGAGCUGAAUGUCAACAUUAAAGAUGAAGAAGAGGAGGAGAAGAUUGGUAAAUCUGUUAAUCAUGGAGACCAUGUUGAGACAUUCUCUACAUCCAGAGAGCAACAGCAGGAAGAUCACAGAGCUAACAGGUCUCACCACUGCCCACAUUGUGAGGAGAUUUUCCCAAUUCUAUCAAAUCUAAAAAUACACCUAAAAAUACACACAGGAGAUAAUCUGUAUCCCUGUACUGACUGUGGGAAGAGAUUCACGACAUCACAGGCUCUAACAGCUCAUCAGAAAGUGCACACUGGAGAGAAGCCAUACUUCUGCUUUGUCUGUGGGGAGAGUUUCUCUCAACAGGGCCAUCUAAAAACCCACCAUCGAAUACACACAAGAGAGAAGCCAUACUCCUGCUUUGACUGUGGGGAGAGUUUCUCUCAACAGGGCCACCUAAAAACCCACCAACGAAUACACACAGGAGAGAAGCCUUACUCCUGCUCUGACUGUGGAAAGAGUUUCUCUCAACUGGGCAGCUUAAAAACACACCAACGUAUACACACAGGAGAGAAGCCUUACUCCUGCUCUUACUGUGGGGAGUGUUUCUCUCAACUGGGCAACUUAAAAACACACAAACGUAUACACACAGGAGAGAAGCCUUUCUCCUGCACUGACUGUGGGAAGAGCUUCACAACAUCACAAGCUCUGACAGUUCAUCAGAGAGUGCACACUGGAGAGAAGCCUUAUUACUGCUCUGAAUGUGGAAAGAGUUUCUCCCAAUUGGAUAUGUUAAAAUGUCACCAACGAAUACAUACAGGAGAGAAGCCUUACUCCUGCUCUGACUGUGGUAAGAGUUUCUCUCAACUGGGCAACUUAGAAGCACACCAACGUAUACACACAGGAGAGAAGCCUUACUCCUGCUCUGAGUGUGGGAAGUGCUUCACAACAUCAGCUGAGCUAAAGGUUCAUAAAAGAUCACACACAGGAGAGAAGCCUUACACCUGUUCUGACUGUAGAAAGAGUUUCUCCCGAUUGGAUAUGUUAAAAUGUCAUCAGCGAAUACAUACAGGAGAGAAGCCUUAUUCCUGCUCUGACUGUGGAAAAAGGUUCUCCCAACUGGGCAACUUAGAAGCGCACCAACGUAUACACACAGGAGAGAAGCCUUACUCCUGCUCUGACUGUGGGAAGAGUUUCUCCCGAUUGGAUACCUUAAAACGCCACAAAUGUAUACAUAAAGGGCAGAAGCCUCAUCAGUUCUCUCAGACCAGCUAAGAAUUAAAGUCACUCCAUCACUUAAAGAUGCACUAUGUAGAAAUCACUCCACCAUUUCCUGCAUGUUAAAAUUGCAAUAGUUCUAAUAGCCUCCAGUUUGUGACAAAAUAAGCAGUCAUUGUGUAGUGAAUCAUUGUACCAUCUAAACCGCUGUGAAAUAUAUUUUCCAUUAUCAAAAUAUUGUAUUUUCAGCUGUUGUACAAAAAUGGAAGUAAAAAACAAAACUUCAGAAACGGGAAGCAUAGAAAUAGUGCACAUAGAACAGAUCUACUGCUUCUUAGACCAAGAGAAGCCUUACUCCUUGUCUGACUGUGGAAAAGGCCUCCACUGGGGAAAAGCUUGUGUGUACUGCACUGCCUGUGGGAAUAUUUUGUCUCUAUUGGACACCUUAGCUAGGCUUGGGUGUUAUCCAGAUUGUCAUACCUUCAUACUGACCUUGUGCCAUACCAUAAUAUUAGGUAACUGCACGCAAAAAUAUAUAUUUAUAUAUUUUAGACAGCAUAUAAUAGACAGCAUCCAGGAGAAGUUAGCUAACUAACUACUAAAUUAGCAAACCAAAUGCACAACUGCAGAGCAUUUAGCACAUUUUAGACUGUUAACUUAAAGGGAUAUUCCUCAUAUCCAGCACCACCCCAACAUCAACAUGUGAAUAUUGCGUGUUUCUGUAGUAAAAAAAGAUUGAGGAAGAUAAGUGUUUCUAAUGACAUCAUGGGUGGGCAUCGUGUGAUUUUUGACCAAUUUACGAGGAGGCAUUGCCUACUAAUUGGUUGAUGAUGUCAUUUUCACGUGUUGAUGUUUGGUUGGUGCUUCCUUUCCCUUUAAUAGAGCUAGUUAUAAGAUAUUAUAUAUUUGUCACAUAUAUGUACCGACAGAUGUAGCCUAUUGAAUAUUAUAAAAUAUGCAUUAAAUGCAUCCUCCAAUUGUAAAGUCUGUCUAUGCCCAUACAGAAGACAGUGUUGAGAGCAACAGCAUGAAGAGAGCAAAGAGGUCUCACCACCGCCAGUUCUCUCAGAACAGUUAAGAUUAGAGUCAUAAAAUAAGUUGUAACAGUAAAUUGGAUCAAAUGAAGAAAGUGUAGAACACUAUUGUAAUCCUAUUGUUUCUCACUGUGAGAGAACAAUGCAGAGGAAAGGGAGCGUUCUAGAAUGUUAGCCUCUUUACUUUACAUAUCACUGUGCACCUUGUCUGUUUUGGUGUGUUUUGUUAGCUUCUAAUGUAAAGAUAUUGAGAUGACCUUGGAUUUUCACUUAGUGUUAAAUAUCUUCUGUAAAGCUUCUCAUUUUAAAAACAAACAGUUUAUAGUUUAACAGUUGAUGUGGUGGUACUGCUUCCCUCUCAGUCUGGUCUGACUCUUUCUGUAGGGAGAAUUUCAACUGGUCAGCUUAAAAACACACCCACUGUAUACACACAGGAGAGAAGCCUUACUCCUGCUCUUUGGACGGCUGGGCGUAUAACACGAACAUCUAGCAACCCAAAGGUUUCAUGUUUGAAUCUCAUCACAGAUGACUUUAGCUUAUUUGAGCUAAUAUGCAACUUUGCAAUGUCUUACUACUUUUUAGAUACUACUUAGCAUGCCGCUCCUUAGCAUGUUAGCUUAGCAUGCCACUCCUUAGCAUGUGAGCUUAGCAUGCCGCUACUUAGCAUGUUAGCUUAGCAUGCCGCUCCUUAGCAUGUUAGCUUAGCAUGCCGCUCCUUAGCAUGUUAGCUUAGCAUGCCGCUCCUUAGCAUGUUAGCAAACCCUCCCCCCAAAAGUUUUUCCCCUAACCCUAAACUUAACCCAAAGCAUAGCCACCUAGCUAGCAUUAGCAACAAUAAAUUGUAAUUCGUAACAAAUUGAACAUUUGUAACAUAUUUUACAAAUUCCAAUUCAUAACAUAUCAUAUAAAUUGUAAUUUAUACGUCCUACAAUUUGUAUUCUACAUUACAUGACCAAAAGCAUGUGGACACCUGCGCAUCGAACAUCUCAUUCCAAAAACAUGGGUAUUAAUAUGGAGUUGGUCCCCCUUUUGCAGCUAUAACAGGCUCUUCCCGGGAAGGCUUUCCACCAGAUGUUGGAACACUUGCUUUCAUUCAGGUUGUCCCUCUGCAGUUCUCUGUGGGAAUGAAAUAGACACUAUGUAUCAGAUAGAGAUGAUCAGUUUUCAGCAUUAGUUUGGGGGGAUUAUUUUUGCUAUUAAACAACUGUUUAAUGAUACACAGGUUAUGAAACAACUACAUGUGUUUAUUAAGUUAUCUUUUAAAAGCAGAUUUGUUUUAGUCAUUGAUAAUGAAUGUGUUUGGAUAAUUGCAUAAGUUAAGUUUAUUGAUCUGCCAAUGAAAAAUAAAGUUACAUGAAUAUG